AUCCAAAAGUUCCCAUUAAUUUGAGCAUUAAAUAAGUUUUCUCUGAUCGAACGGCGGGCAAAUGGUGACAAGUUAUCAAACUCAACAGAAACAACCAGAGGACGGAAAAGUGCGGAUGGCUCCGGCGAGAUCGAAGCUUCACAAUAUGAUGCUUCCGCCGAGUUUGACUUGGGGUAAUUCGAGGCCUAAUAUUUGGUGUAUCAAGGAGAAACGAAUCGCUAAUAUACAAUCCGUCGUCGUUGGUCGGGGGACUGAAUCGGAAUCGGAGCGCAGGAGCAGGACGACGAAAUGUUUAGAGAAGGCGUCGUCGCCGGCGGUGCGAUCAGGGGAUUCCGGUUUGAGAUCUAGCGGCGGCGAUGAUGGAGACGGCGGUAUUGGUGCGGAGAGGGAGAAAAUAAUGUCUGAUUUGAGGUGUGCUGCGAAUGAGAUGCAAUUAGCGUUUAUGAAAGAAUGUUCGAAGCCGGCGGCGGCGGCGGUGGUGCAGUUAGAUGCGAGUUCUUCGUCGCGGCCGUGGAAUUUGCGGUCGAAGAAAGUAGAUGUAUGUAAUAAGUCUCAAGAUGAUGUAAAAAAGGUAAACAAAGAUGAGAAGAAACAGAAAGGAAAGAAGAGAUUCUCAAUUAGUUUAUCACAUAGUGAGAUUGAAGAAGAUUUCAUGGCGAUCGUUGGUCAUCGGCCUCCCAAAAGGCCGAAGAAACGAAGCAAGAUUGUGCAGAAGGAAUUGGAUGAUCUUUUUCCGGGGCUAGGGUUAGCACAAGUAACAGCCGGCAAGUACAAAGUUUCCGGUCCUCGUAACUUCUGAUUACUGAUUCAUUCAAGCCCUAAGAUGACGAGAUCAAAACUUUUGUUAUUAUUAGUUCUGAAUUUCUGAUUAUA
Messenger RNA from Impatiens glandulifera, 873 nucleotides. RefSeq lists its product as uncharacterized. The coding region runs from base 62 to 799 and encodes 245 amino acids. The transcript has 2 exons. NCBI's taxonomy places the organism in Eukaryota, Viridiplantae, Streptophyta, Magnoliopsida, Ericales, Balsaminaceae. The record is from RefSeq and is a predicted model, not a curated record.